GCAAGAUAGUGGUAGCAGCGAUGAAUCUAGAUGAGUUUUUUGGGAGAUAUAUAUAUGUAUAUACAAGGGAGAGAGGGUUGAGUGGGUGAGCAGCCUGGCGAGGAACUAGCGGCCGCUGGUGUCUCCCGGACGAGAUACCAUCUUUUGUGAGCAAUGAUGUCAUAGCUACUCAACUGGAGAGAGCCAUUCGAGUGAAAGGCUCUCGGCACUGGAAUAAAAAUAUUACGAUAAGCACACAACGGACGGCAAGAGUGCCAAUCGUUGGUUAAAUAUGCCAGAAAAACUAAAUAAAGCUGCUACAAAUCGCAAGCGCAAGCAACUUUGCAAUGACAAGAAAUCCAACAUGGACAAAAAAGGCAGAGGAAUUCCAAAGAAAAGUAGAAAAGAAGACAAAGGUGCUUCGAGUAGUCCAAAGAAAUGUAACCAAAAAAGUAAGGGAGCAUGUGUUACUCCGGACAAAUGCAACAAAGAAGAGAGAUUAGUGCCUAGUGUUGCAGAUGACUGUAACAAGCAAGCAAGAGGAGUAUCUAGUGCCAAAAUAAAACUCGUAAACAAGCGAAAGCAGCUGACUCAAAAGACAGUUGCCACUGUACGUCCCUCUAAAACCGUCAAGAAACCAUCACCAAAGAAAACUCCGAAGAAAAGCCCUGGACAUGAAAAUGUUGAAGAGCCAACUGUUGAAGCAGACAAAAAGACUCGUGGGCAGAGGAAGAAGAAAAUACUCCAUCCCCUCACCAUUGAGCUUAGUCAGGACGAUGAGUAUAGUGACAUUGAUUAUGAGUCUCCGUCGGAGGAGUAUCAACCUCCAAAAUGGUUACAUGAUGAUGAUGAUGAUGAUACUUGGGGUGAUUCAGAAGAAGGUACAAAAAGUCCUAAGAAAAAAAAGAUGGCAAAAGAAAAAGAUAAGAAUAAUGAUGAGCAGCCUAAGAAGAAAAAGCAAAGAAAAACUAAGCAAAAUAAGAAUAGGGAGAUUCUUGAGAAAACUAGAAGAAUUGGCACUGGUGUUAAAAGAAAGAGAAGGUUAAUUAAAAGUAGAUUAAACACUGAGCCCGAAGCAAGUGCCUUCCCAGAUAUGCCCGAUCUUUUAGCAGAUGAUAUCACACAAUCAACAGGAGGCAAGCCUAAAAAGAAGAAAAGAAGGCUAAAAUCUAAUUUGGCAAAGAUGAGGGACUCGAUGAAUCGAAGUACAUCUGAUCAAGAUGAUCUUGCUCUGAUGGAGGAGAAGGAAGAUGAUAUUCAAGAAUUCGAUGUAUUGAAAUCCAGAAAGUUGUCAAAAUAUGGUCAGCCGUAUUCCGUUACGGGAAGCUGGUAUAUAGCCUCUGGGUAUUUACAAGAUUUGACAACUCUUCUUCAACUCUUUGAUGAUUCUGAGAAUUGGAGAUUUAAGGAUUUUGCUGUGUGCUGGCAGACACUGAAGUUUUCCCUAAUAUACAGGGGUCGUCAGAACUUCAAAGAGCUGCUAGAGUUUUCAGAAGAAGUUGCAUUGCUGACCAAAAGGUUCUUGGUUCCUCCACACAGUUUCAAGUGGAGGAUUGGAGCACUCUAUACCAUUUAUGGUCUCUACUAUAAGCACCCCUUCAGCUGUAAUUUGGCCAAUGUCAAUAAGCCAUGUGCUAAUACCAAAGUGUGUUACCAGAGGCUCAUCAUGUUUUAUAUUUUGCAGAUGUGUCUGGACUUUGCCUCCACAGACCGUGAUGCAGUUGAUGUAAAGUACGAGUCUCAGCGGCUUGCGAAUGCAUCUCCGGUGUCCAACUCGCUUCCUCUUCAGGCUCGGAACAUUCAAAGACACCUCCUAGAACAGUAUAUGAAAGUUAAAGCUGUUGCUAUGGGUGAUGGUAAAGAGCCAGAAAAAGCUGUCCGUCUUGUUCAAUUUUCACUUCCAGCAGAAGUUGAUAGUACUCUGAAGAAGCUGAAGGAAGAGACACUCAUUGAACUGGGCCUUAAAGAAUUACCAAGUUCAUCCUCUGUAGAAGGCAAAACUUCUAAUGUUCUGUCAGACAUAGGUGCCAGGAGAGCUCAUGUUCGGGCAAAAGCUUUGACUGCAGAUACCAGUCAAGAAUAUCUACACAAGAGAGGAAUAGUGAGUAACUUUGUAUUUAAAGGAAAGAUGGGAAGAAGAGUUUUAAUAAAGAGAAGGCUUAGCAGACCUCGUGAUGAAGAGCAAGACAAUGAAGUUGUCAAGAUAAAUGAUUUAUCCGGUCCCGGUAAACGUAAGGUUUAUAAAACUCUGGAGUCGUUAAUGGAGAAGGAAGUGAGGGACUUCAUGAGUCCACCCUCUCCCAGCAUCCUUAGUAUGCCAUUGAAGCCUAGAGAAGAGACUGAAGAACCAGCUCAUGAUACUACUGGCAGUACAGAGGAUUUAGAUCACUUAAGAAGUGAUGAUGAUGCAGAUAAUGAACUGGCAGCUGAUGAAGAAGUUGUGGCUGAUGAGGAACUAGAGGGAGAUAAUGAACUAAAGGCAGACAAUGAACUUGCUGUUGAUGGCCUUUCAGAGGAAAAUGAAGUGCAAACUCUCAUGAAAAAUGAAACGAGCCCUCCUUCAAAUACUGUUGAAAACAUUGAGGAGGAAUGGUUUAAUACUGUACCUAAAGUAACACCGCGUCCUAAGCGUAGACGAGGACGGCCAAGGAAAACUGCUCUUUACAAGGCAUUAAACAAUUCUAAACGAAAUGUUCCAAUAAAAGAAAAAUUGGCCCUUCUCUUUGGAAAUAAAAAAGGAAAAGCCAAAGCAUUACAGGAAUUGUUAGAGGUAGGUUCAUCAGAGCAUGAUUUACCUGCCAUUAAUGCUUCAAACAGCAUUCAGGUAGAUGCACCUAUCAUAGACCUGCCCUCCGAACAGACUAAGCUUAUUUUGCAGGUGAAGCCCAAUUGCCAUGUUGAUGAACACCUUAAAGUCACUAACUUGUGUGAGGCUCAAACAAUGACCGACUGUGCAGAUGCAAUACAGUCAGGUAUGAUGCAGAUUUAUGAGUCUGUAAGUCUAGAUGAGAGUUUUCUAGUUUUAGAUGUACAUUUUAAUAAGACUGGAACCAAUAUUCUCAGAAAGAUGAAAUAUAAAAUAAAAAAGACUGUUUGGGAAUCGAUAAAAAAAGAUGAACGUAAGAUGAAAUCCUUGAAGAAGAAAUUACUCAAGUUUUUAACUCUUAGCGAUGACAGUAGCCAAGCUGAUAUAAAAAGCCAUGUUUCUGGUUGUGUCGCUGAAGGCGAGAGUGGGGAGAACAAGCUUUCUCAAGGUUUGUCUUCUCAGAAUGAACACUUAAGGUAUACAUCUCCAUCAAAGUAUACCAAGAAAGUGAAUGCACCAAUCAACAGUAAUGUACAAGAACAAGUUAUUUCAGUUCCACCAAAACAAGCAGCAAAAAGAGCUUGGAUUCCAAAGGCCGGUAAAAAAGCCAAGAUAACAAUGGUACCCAUAAAGGUUGGUGGUGUGACCCAUUACUUCCCUUCAACUCCUUAUUUACCAGGAACUCCUAAGAGUAAAAAACCUACUGCUGAGCAAGAGAAAGUACAAACUACUCCAUGUGUUAAAGUAACUUGUGAAGUGAAUGAUUAUCAGAUACGACAUUCUAAUUUUUCUGAAGACGCAAGGGCAGAGUCCCCAGACUUCAUUUAUGGUGACAACAAAUUAAUGUCUCCUCUACCUGAAAAUGAGACCAGAGAAGAGUGCUAUCCUGACUCUGUUGAAUCAGUAAUAAUACAUGUAGAUGCUCCUAUUCCAGGGAUAGAUGUUGAAAUUAAAGAUGAUAAAUAUAACCAAGAAAGAGAGAUGGAAAGUCCUGUAAAAUUAAACAAAAUGUUGAUAAAGGGAUCACCAUCAUCUCCAAGAAAGCAGCAUCCUUGUAAGAGAGCUGUUGAUCAAGUUUGUAUCAUAGAAGAUCAAAUUUCUAAAGUCUCUGACGAUAACUCUCCUAAUUCUCGGAGAACGAUGACUAAAGAAAUAAAGGAUGCAAUGUGUCAUAAGGUUUUACAAAAUAAUACAAUUGAUUUAUCUGAAGAGGAGAAUUCAGUCCAGUUUGUGAAUACGAGUGAAGGUAAUUUUACAGACGUGAAUUUGUCAGACAUGUCAAUGGACCAAAAUUCAGACCAAGAAAAUGAAAUGUCUGAAUCGAUUGGAAAAGUACAUUUCCAAGAGGAUUUUUCACUUUCUCAGGUACCACUGAGUACAUCAUUUACUUUUAAUCAUAGUGAUUCUGCACAACAGUCAUUUGGUCAGGAAAAUUAUCCUCAGAGUGCUGUUGUAAAAGAAAUGCAGCCACACCCUUUGCCCUGUACAUCUGUAGGACCUAUAAGCACACCAGGAAUGAUUGUACAAUACCCUCCCCAUUCUAGACAGAUCCAUAUGUGUCAAUCUUCAGUAGAAAAUUCAAAGGUAGCUCUUUCUAAUUCCCGAGUUGCUGUGUACUCAUCUCCGACACCAGCAGUAUUGCACAUAAACAAUCCUUUGUCUGCAUCAAACCCAGUUUCUUCACAACAUUUUGUUGUUUCAACGGAUCAGGGUCAUAGUUCCAGUGGUUUAGAUUUUCAUGGAGUACCUCAUAGUUCACCAACAAGUAUACUUCAGUCACCUGUCACUCCAAGAACCCUGGCUGCUACUGUUACUACUACCACGUCUGUUCCGGCUGUAAAUGUAAACUAUUCUAAUAGCCCUCUGAGCUUGCUUACUUACCAGAGGGUGCCUGUUUACCCCGUAGAAGGUCAGCCAACUAGGUUCCUUGAGGACCAGCCAACACACCAGCCUGGGUUAGAAAUUUCACCUGGAUGCUUAGAGGGGCUAACAUAUACACCGUUGAGAAGUUCUUCGAGAAUACAAACGACACCAUCACCUAUUAGUUCCGUAACUUAUGCGUCCCAUCCAAAUGUUGGGGAAUGUAACGUGGUGAGGGUUAAAAUUAAUGAUAAUUUUGUAUAUUUGCCUGUAGACAAGGUGUUGUCUAACACUAUGAGCAUCAACAGCAACCCGGAAUUGGCUCACGGAAAUGUAAGUUCAGCGGUGAUGCCAGUGGAAAUAUGCAGUGCUUCUAUUGUUUCAGAGAAUGUGGAAGACAGAGACUUGGGUGUUCAAGAACUUAAUAGUGGUUCACCAAGCAAAGACAAUUUUAAAAAUUAUAAGAACAGUGAGAAAAUCCAAGAUGCAAAUUUGUCUCCAACAAGCAUAUUACCCGAUCGUCAUUCUAUUCUCAUGUCUCCCACGGAAACGGUACCUGAUUAUAACAUAAAGACGGAAGAUGUUAAAUUGUUUGAUUCAGAUUCAGUGGCUACCACCAGUGAAGCAUAUGCAAGCAGUUUGACACAUUUUAAACCCAAAACACCCCAAGUGUGUUCCUUUCUUUUCUCCCCUAAGUACAAAGCUUUGUCUGCAAUGAGAGAGACAAUAGGACUAGCAACAGGCACUCCAGUUAAAAAGGAAAAGCCUCGUGUGCCAUUCUUUCUCAAGCAAUCGUUGGUACCUAAAAAGAGAAAAUUAAGUUAAUUUUUUGUGCAGUCCUCUUCCCCCCCCCCCCACCCCCCUCCAGUAAAUUUGUCUUAGCAUUUUGAAGUAAAAGGGAUGCUAAACAUGAUUUUUAUGCCCAAAAACUAGUAAACCAUAACAAUUGGUUUGUACUGUAUUUAAAGCUGUGUACAAAAUAUUGAUGACUUUAGGUUACGAUAUACAUAAAGUGUACUAAAUAAAAAAUAGUUAUA
This is a messenger RNA of Procambarus clarkii (red swamp crayfish), 5682 nucleotides long. The record is from RefSeq and is a predicted model, not a curated record. NCBI's taxonomy places the organism in Eukaryota, Metazoa, Arthropoda, Malacostraca, Decapoda, Cambaridae.